UGAUGUGACACUGAAAGUCACAUCAUUCAGUGGUGUGACACUGAAAGUCACAUCAUUCAGUGAUGUGACGCUGAAAGUCACAUCAUUCAGUGAUGUGACGCUGAAAGUCACAUCAUUCAGUGAUGUGACGCUGAAAGUCACAUCAUUCAGUGAUGUGACGCUGAAAGUCACAUCAUUCAGUGAUGUGACACUGAAAGUCACAUCAUUCAGUGAUGUGACGCUGAAAGUCACAUCAUUCAGUGAUGUGACACUGAAAGUCACAUCAUUCAGUGAUGUGACGCUGAAAGUCACAUCAUUCAGUGAUGUGACACUGAAAGUCACAUCAUUCAGUGAUGUGACGCUGAAAGUCACAUCAUUCAGUGAUGUGACGCUGAAAGUCACAUCAUUCAGUGAUGUGACGCUGAAAGUCACAUCAUUCAGUGAUGUGACGCUGAAAGUCACACCAUUCAGUGAUGUGACAAUGAAAGUCACAUCAUUCAGUGAUGUGACGCUGAAAGUCACACCAUUCAGUGAUGUGACAAUGAAAGUCACAUCAUUCAGUGAUGUGACACUGAAAGUCACACCAUUCAGUGAUGUGACACUGAAAGUCACAUCAUUCAGUGAUGUGACACUGAAAGUCACAUCAUUCAGUGAUGUGACGCUGAAAGUCACAUAUCAUUCAGUGAUGUGA
Messenger RNA from Procambarus clarkii (red swamp crayfish), 670 nucleotides. Lineage: Eukaryota; Metazoa; Arthropoda; Malacostraca; Decapoda; Cambaridae. The record is from RefSeq and is a predicted model, not a curated record.